Molecule: messenger RNA, 1387 nt
Organism: Saccostrea cuccullata (small rock oyster)
Lineage: Eukaryota; Metazoa; Mollusca; Bivalvia; Ostreida; Ostreidae
Exons: 4
Source: RefSeq, a predicted model, not a curated record
AUGCAGGAAAGUAAGAAAUCAAAGAAACCUACAAUUAUAGUUGAACAGAUGCCUAGGAGGAAGUACUGGAGGAUGAGUGGUGCCAGGAAAGAGAUACGGACUGACAAGACUGAGGAGACUGGCCUCAUGAAAAACAGUAAAACACUUUCUGACCUGGACUUGACUGAGGAGACUGGCCUCUUAAAAAACAGUAAAACAAUGUAUGACAUUAAAAUGACUGAGGAGACUGGCCUCGUGAAAAACAGUAAAACCAAUGUUGACCCUGAGGAGCCUGCCCUCAGAGGAAGUCAGUGUACCUGCAAUGCUCUUGUUAUGCUGAUUAAAAGUUAUGAAGGGUUUUCAUUCUCAACAGAAUUUAUUGAUAGCACUUUAAUAGCAGGGGAUCAGGUUUAUGUUAUGUUGGUCAAGAAUUUGCAGCAAAGACAAAUGUUUCUAAACAAGCUACUUAAACUGGAUGAGUUGCCAAGUAACUUAACUUUAGGAGAAAAUCAUCAUGUCAUCGAGAAAUUUGAAACAAUGUGGGGAUUACUUGUCUCUGAAGAACAAAUUACUCAAGUGAAAUCAUUGCAUCAAGCUUUAGAAGAAGCUUUCCAGGUUUCUAGAUAUUUGCUGAUAAUGAUAGGGGCAAUUUGUUCUGGUGUAUACAAAGUGUCAGACAAGGAAUAUUACUUUUUUGACUCUCAUUCACAUGACAGUGCUGGCAUGUCUUCCUGUGAUGGUAAAUCAGUACUAGUACAAAGCACGGGUAUUGAUGAUUUGGUAUCAUAUCUGUACAGUAUGUAUAACAGUAUGCAUAUAGACUUUGCAAUGCAGUUUGAAAUCUUACCAAUCUCAAUUAAAACUUUGCAUCAUAGUUUUCCAGAGAAAAGUCCACUGCAGAAGAAUUUUUACAAAAUGGAUGAUCAUCUCUCAUCUGUUACAAAUCCAGAUCAAAACCUAUGCAGAAAAAGGAAAUUAAAAAGUCAGAAUGCUGAAAUAAGACAGAAAGAAAAGGAAAGAGAUGCAGCUGCAAGAAAGUUAAAAAGACAAGAUGCUGAAAUUAAAGAGAAAGAAAGGGAAAUGGAUAAGUUUGCAAGAAAGUCAAAGCGACUAGAUACUGAAAUUAAAGAGAAAGAAAGGAAAAUGAAUACUGCAGGUAGAAAGAUAAAGCGAAAAGAUGCUGAAAUUAAAGAGAAAGAAAGGGAAAUGGAUAAGUUUGCAAGAAAGUCAAAGCGACUAGAUACUGAAAUUAAAGAGAAAGAAAGGAAAAUGGAUACUGCAGGUAGAAAGAUAAAGCGAAAAGAUGCUGAAAUUAAAGAGAAAGAAAGGCAAAUGGAUAAGUUUGCGAGAAAGUCAAAGCGACAAGAUACUGAAAUUAAAGAGAAAGAAAGGAAAAUGAAUACUGCAG